AUGUCCUCUGCAGGAAGUGCAAAGAAGGAAUUCCUCGUCAUUAUCCCUGAUAAGCCUGGUAUGCAGGCUAAGAGGUUGGAGGUUAGACCCACACACCUCGCAAACAUCAAACCCCUCGUUGAGUCCGGGUUCUUGACUUCGGGAGGCGCAAUGUUCAACUCCCACCCCGCCGAAGGCGAAACGCCCUCGUUCAGAGGCAGCAUGGUCACCGCCGUCGCCGAGAGCGCGGAAGAAGUCCGCGAGGUGCUCAGUAAGGAUAUCUAUGCGCAGUCUGGGGUGUGGGAUAUGGAGAAGAUGGAGAUUAUUCCGUUUAAAUUCGCUGUGAGGUCGCCGCUGUAA
This is a messenger RNA of Rasamsonia emersonii CBS 393.64, 339 nucleotides long. RefSeq lists its product as uncharacterized. Bases 1 to 339 code for a protein of 112 amino acids. The transcript is spliced from 4 exons. The record is from RefSeq and is a predicted model, not a curated record. Lineage: Eukaryota; Fungi; Ascomycota; Eurotiomycetes; Eurotiales; Trichocomaceae.